Molecule: messenger RNA, 1241 nt
Organism: Truncatella angustata
Lineage: Eukaryota; Fungi; Ascomycota; Sordariomycetes; Amphisphaeriales; Sporocadaceae
Product: D-isomer specific 2-hydroxyacid dehydrogenase
Exons: 2
Coding region: 136-1161 (341 amino acids)
Cellular component (GO): cytosol
Molecular function (GO): NAD binding; glyoxylate reductase (NADPH) activity; hydroxypyruvate reductase [NAD(P)H] activity
Source: RefSeq, a predicted model, not a curated record
UGAUUUCUUCCCCAAUGACAAGCAAGGGGUUGACCUAAUAAAUAUCUUUGUUGAGGGCGUUGUAGGUGAAGAAAUCUGGCCUUGCGUAUCUAUUGAAUCUUCGUUGUACGCCUACUUAGUAUACUGAAAACCACAAUGGCAAAGCCCAUAGUAUUGCAGCUCGGCGACGACAUCAAGUGGAACCAUGACCAAUACGCGGCAUUCAAGUCCAAGUUUGACAUUAGGCGGUCUUACAGCAUGCCGCGAGAGGAGUUCAAACAAGCCCUGAAGGACAAGAAAUUUGGCAAUUUCGUUGCCAUGUAUCGUCCCUUUUGGAACACGGGCGGCGAGAUGGGAAACUGGGAUGAAGAACUCAUCUCAUUAUUACCAGACUCGUGCAAGAUAUAUGCCAGUGCGGGUGCUGGCUUCGAUUGGGUCGAUACGGUAGCUCUAGCAAAUAAGGGGGUCAUUUACUGCAACGCGGCGGCAGCAUGCACAGAGUCGGUGGCUGAUGCAGCUAUAUGGCUGAUAUUAUCGACAUUCAGAUUGUUCUCGUGGUCUGCGAUAGCCGCUCGGUCAGGUAGCGCUGACCAGUUCAAAGACGCCAACCAGAACCUGGCCGCCAUAACGCGCAACCCCAACGGAUUCACGCUUGGCAUUGUUGGUUAUGGCCGAAUUGGGCGCAGGAUUGCCGAAAAGGCGCACCUAGCAAUGAACAUGAAGAUUGUCUACAACGAUAUUGUCGAAAUCCCGUCAUCUGUCCCCGCUACUUACCAUAAGAGUAUGAACACUCUGUUAGCAGAAGCCGAUUGCGUCCUCGUUGCAACCCCGUUCUCGGGGGGCACGCUCAUUGACGAGCCCGCUUUGGCGAAGAUGAAGAAGGGCUCUCGGUUGGUCAAUAUUGCACGCGGAAAACUCGUGGACGAGCUCGCCCUAGUGGAUGCACUCAAGAGUGGCCAUCUUUACUCUGCUGGGUUGGACGUGCAUUUCGAUGAGCCAAACGUCAACAAGGAGCUGAUUAAAAUGAAGAAUGUGGAGGUCUUGUCGCACAAUGCUGGCGCGUCACUUGAUUCCCACAUUGGAUUUGAGAGCUUGGGCAUGGAAAACAUUGUCACGUUCCACGAGACCGGUAAAGCCGUAUCGCCUGUUAACGCCCACUUGAUUAAACAAAGUAAGCUCUAGUCAAGGGCUUUCCGAGACCAUACGACGACUAUGUGGGCACCUCAAAGGGUGACAACUGGUUGAUGUGCAAAAUGUCUGUU